Bombyx mandarina (wild silkworm) is the source of this 1621-nucleotide messenger RNA. RefSeq names its product inactive CLIP domain-containing serine protease A3. Gene Ontology annotation, biological process: proteolysis. The record is from RefSeq and is a predicted model, not a curated record. NCBI's taxonomy places the organism in Eukaryota, Metazoa, Arthropoda, Insecta, Lepidoptera, Bombycidae. Gene Ontology annotation, molecular function: serine-type endopeptidase activity.
AUGUGUCUGUGGCUGUUGACAGCUUGUUUUGGGCUAUUGCCUGCAAACCCGUCCCCGAUUGUGAUAGUUCCUGGUGUGCCCGCGCCUAUAAUAGUGCCUACAACUGCAGCCACGACAGCAGCCACAACGACUCAGGCGCCAACGACUCAGGCGCCAACGACUCAGGCGCCAACGGCACCUCCGACGAUGCCUGUAAAUGUAACCACUUCAGUACCGCCGACUAUGCCGUCAACUAUGCCGUCGACAAUGCCGCCAACCAUGCUUCCUACUAUGCCACCUACAAUGCCUUCGGUUACUACAGCUCCACCGACGACCACUACUACUACUGCAGCUCCUACUCCGCCUCCGACAACAGCAGCUCCCACAACUUCAGGGCCUCUACCGAUCGAUCCCAGGCUUGGAACUACUCCGGGCCCUCUGGCAGCUCUGCAAAUACAGCCAAUGGGCUAUAGUUCUCAAGUACCAUCUUACGAUGCCGCUGUAAAGUUCCCAAGACAAAAAAGAAGUAUGAGACCGCUUAAUGUGAAACACUUUUUGAGCAACUUGUCAAAGCCUGAUGAACAUCACGUAAUUCACAAAAGGCAAAGUAACAACUGCAGAUGUGUUACCGCUGGAACAUGUAUUAGAAUUCCCAUGAUUGAUGUCAGAAUUGUUACUCCGGCAGUAAGUCAAUGUCUAACAGGACAAGAAUAUUGUUGUGGUAAUACAACUAUGAACAUGACGCAGAUAGGAUGCGGAACCCUACAAUCGGUACCAACUACAGGAGUUACACCUAUGGCUGGUCAAGCUAAUUUCGGUGAAUUUCCUUGGCAGGCCCUUAUUUUAACGAAACAAAACGAGUACAUCGGCGGAGGAGUUCUUAUUGAUAAUAUGAACGUUUUAACCGUUACUCAUAGGAUCAUGUCUUAUGUGGUAUCAGGAACAGCUCCGAAUGUGAAGGUUCGUCUUGGUGAGUGGGACGCCGCUGGCACGUACGAACCAGUCGCCCACCAAGAAUACACAAUACAAAGAGUGUCAAGUCACCCAUCCUACAACGCUAACACGCUUCAGUUUGACGUCACAGUGCUUCGAUUGGCAAGCCCGGUUCCGUUUACACCGACGACAGGAGCUGCUACUACUAUCAACAGAGCGUGUCUUCCUUCAGCGGCUAAUGCCACCUUUACAGGUCAAAGAUGCAUGGUCUCCGGGUGGGGCAAGGAUGCAUUCGGUACUCAAGGACAAUUUCAAAAUAUUCUGAAAAAGGUCGACGUCCCAAUUGUUGCUCCAGACGUUUGUCAAACGCAAUUGAGAACAGCUCGGCUCGGGCCCACUUAUGUUCUGGAUACUACGUCAUUCGUAUGUGCCGGCGGAGAGUCCAAUAAGGAUGCUUGUACGGGCGAUGGAGGUUCCGGUCUUGUGUGUCAAACAAAUGGCCGUUGGGUGGUGGUCGGGCUGGUCGCAUGGGGUCUAAGUUGUGCCAACGCCAAUGUAUCCGCUGUGUACGUCAAUGUCGCGGCUUUCUUACCUUGGAUACAACAGCAAGUUGCCGCUGCUUAAACAUCAACGCUUUUAGUUAACUAAAUUUAAAAUUGCAAAAAGCAAUUUCUCUGCGAACAGUACUGUACCGUAAACAAAACACCAA